AUGGAUCUCCCUAUAGCUGUAGGAAAUGUCGACUCAAAGUUGCAACAUGUUGCCCUUACUUCACGAAUAAUUUGGUCUCUUUCUCAAUUUGGGGGGCCUUCAGCAGCACCCGCUGUAUAUAUAGCUUAUUUAUUGUUUCCAGAGUUUUUAAAUGAUUUAAAAGUUCUGUAUCUUAAUAUUACAUCAAGUAUAGCUGAUUGAAACUAUUGCUCAGGACAAAGCAUUUUUACUGAUGAAAAUGUAAAAAUAUGAAGCUCAAGUGAGACAGACAAAUUAAAUUUGCUAGAUUUGCUUGCAAAAUCGAUAUGCAUUAAAUGGCUGCACGUAUCAGCCUUUUCUCUUGGUGCAACAGUCCAGACCUUAUGGCUACAGCAAAUUAGGAUGGACUUCAAGUCAAGAAUCAAGUGCAGACUCAAGAAAUGUGUAUCCGGGUAAGUUUUGGCUGCUUUCCGUGGUUGGAAUGGAAGUGCUCAAUAACAUCCUUUAGACAUUCCUCUACCGAGAAACUGGGGUUUCGGCUCAGGCUACAGGAAGCAGUCUUUUUCCUGUAGUUGUUGAAGAAAGGCACUUCAAUCACCAACAGACCCCAAUUGCCCGUAGCAGGGCUGCAGAAAUCCAUAAGCACUCAAGACUGCAGCCGCAUCCACCUUUGCGGAAAGACCCUUUGGGCUGGAGUCGAAAAGUAAUCAAAAUCUCCCAUAUGGGAGAUCUUUGACGACUGCGUCACCAAUAUGACAAACACUAUCUUCAAUGCUUGCAAAAUCAAUACAAUCCGUAAAGAACUAUAUAGGGGAAUGAAUUUAUUACUCCCCCCCAUCCUUGAUCGAACUAUUGACUGUAAAAAUUCCUAAAAAUUGGGAAAAUUAACCCCCAUCCUUGAUCGAACGAUUUUCAUAUCAUGCAAAUUUUUAUCUAUAUAAUAUUAGUUAGCAAAAGCUUGGGAGAUGUGCCUAAUGAAAUUGUUGUCAGAGGCUUUGAGACGACAGGAAGCCGCAGAAUCAGCCAUCUGAAGUGCUUUAGUCAUCAACCUAGGCUUAAAACUCAAUAAUCUAAAAAAUAGAGAUUCUUUAAAUUUAAAAUUCUUAAUUCAAUAAGAAACAAAUUAAAAUUUAUACAGUUUAAAGGGGUAACUAAUAAAUAAAAAUAUUAAAAAUUGGUAUUCUUUGAAAUUAACUCAAUUUUUUGCUGUAAAAAUAAUUAUUAAAUACUCUUAACCCUCUUAUUUUAAAAAUAUAUAAUUAAAAAAAACAUAUAUUUUUUAUUUCAUAUAUAAAUUUUUUUCCCCAAAAAAAAAUUGUUUUAACCCACAUCCUUGAUCGAACGAUGGCGAGCCGUUCGAUCGAGGAUGGGAGAGUUAGGAAAUAUAAAGACACCGAAGACUAUUCAGAUGAAAUAACAUUUUUAACACUGAAUAGUUUUGGAGAGGUAACUAAAUACUGUAAUGAUUCAUUAUAUCAAAUUAUAGAUUGCCAAAAAUCUAUAAUGCUUGAAUUUAAAACUGAAGUGUAUAUCCUUCUCAUAUUAGGAGUUGGAGUUCUAGCUAUAUGCAUUUUUGCUAUGAUACCAUUUUGCUAUUCUACUAUUAAUUAUGAAAACGAGCUAUGGAAUAAUUUGAGAAAAAAGGUUUAUGAGAACCAUUCUGAAUUAAAGAAGAAUCUAUUAGAUAGAAUUAAAUACUUCCACUAUCAAUAUGAAUUGCCAUUAAAUGGUAAAAAUAUUUUACAUAAAAAUAUUAAUUUCAAAACGCAAUUUAAAAUGGCUUUAGGUGUACGACGACUUGCAUACAGCUGAACUUAGCUAAAGAGGCUCAAGACAUCUUGAGGGGUUUUGGCUUCAGUGAAGAUGAUCUGCAUGAGUCUGGUGUAGAUAGAGAGGCCCUAAGGGAUUUGGAGAUAUACAGGUUGGCGGUUAGGUCGGUCUUACCUAUCAUUAAUCAGAGCUGCCUGCAUAACUAAGACCCAAAAAAUAUGGAUUGAAGGAUAAAGUAAUCUAUUAAAUUUCAAAACGCAAUUUAAAAUGGCUUUAGGUGUACGACGACUUGCAUACAGCUGAACUUAGCUAAAGAGGCUCAAGACAUCUUGAGGGUUUUGGCUUCAGUGAAGAUGAUCUGCAUGAGUCUGGUGUAGAUAGAGAGGCCCUAAGGGAUUUGGAGAUAUACAGGUUGGCGGUUAGGUCGGUCUUACCUAUCAUUAAUCAGAGCUGCCUGCAUAACUAAGACCCAAAAAAUAUGGAUUGAAGGAUAAAGUAAUCUAUUAAAUUUCAAAAAAAUAUUGAAAAUAUGUUUGGAGGAUUUUUAUUUAUUUUAUUGUGGUUGCAACAUUUUCAAUCACUAAUAUAACUUUACUCUACGAGAAAUGUACAGAUUAUUUAUCAUACCGGCCUGAUGUAAUGAAAGAAAUGAUAAAUAGACAGAUUUUACAAAACUCAUUGGCUAUAUGAGCAACUCUAUCACAAUUUGAGACUUGGGGUAUUCCAUCAAUAAACCAAUAUUUGAAUAUAUACCCUUAUAUGAGUAGUAGUUCUGAAUUCCAUGAGACAGUGUCAUUGCUUGAGCAGUCAAAAGUUAAAUUAAGAAACCCUAAAUACUCACCUAUACUUUCGGAUUCUUUUAAAACCACUUUCUAUGAAAAUGAUAAUUAUAUGUCGGUAUAUUUUACUUAUGGCACGAGCCCUGCUGAAGAAAUACUGUAUAAAGAUAUAGUAAUUGCCCGAGGAUGGCGCUAUCUUACGCCAUCCCCCCGGGCAAUUCAAAAAUGGCCCCACACGUGGGUUCGAUUCCCGGUUUGGGGCCAUUUUUUAAAUUGCCCGAGGAUGGUGCAAGAUAGCACCAUCCUCGGGCAAUUAGAAUAGCUAUUUUUAUGCGUAUUCUAAUCCAGAUCCUGCCAUGUGAGUAUAUUGAGCACUUAAUACCUCAAUUUUGAAUGAGCAUUAUGCUGGUCUUGCUAGUGAGAUUAAUGAUUAUUCGCAACGGGUUAUUGAGGAUCAAGUAA
Blepharisma stoltei is the source of this 2990-nucleotide messenger RNA. Lineage: Eukaryota; Ciliophora; Heterotrichea; Heterotrichida; Blepharismidae. The record is from the annotation of a GenBank genome assembly.